UUAAAAUACCAUGGUGGCAAACUAGCUAGCAUCGAAAGAAUACUGUCUACAAUCAAUGUUAUUUCUGUGCAGCUGUACCACGUGCAUACAUGUGAGAAUAGCUGGAUGGAUAAUUUACUUGAGUAAAAUGCUAAUUUAGCUAAUGUCGAUGCGGGACUUUGAAUCCUUGUAAUUUGUAGAGGUUAGCAAGAGUUUGUUAGCUUGUUGGCUACCAGGCUACCAGGCUACCACUCCUUGUGUUUGUAAUUAACUAUUUAUUAGAAAGCUAGCUAGAGAUAGUGAUAUUUAAAUGUCUAAAGUUGCUGUUAAUUGAAGGAUAAACAGAUAGCCGCUUACACCUUGUUUCUGGGCUAAUGUUAAAAUUGAGUCUUUACAGCAUAGCACGUAGAGCUUUCUGCAUUGGUACCGGAGAGAUGGCCAAAGGGAAGUUCUUCUACGCCGUGAGGAAAGGUCUCACGCCCGGUGUUUACAAUACCUGGGAUGAAUGCAAAAGCCAAGUUGAAAAGUUCCCUUGCGCAAGUUUCAAGAAAUUUGCCUCAGAGGAAGAUGCCUGGGCUUUCGUAAAGAGCCAACCAGCAGCAAUACCAUUGGCUUCGUCUGCAGAAGGUGGCAGCUGUGUGCCAGAGGCCCUUAAAAUUGCACCUGAAGCCAUUUCCGCAUUUCCGAUUGGAGGUAAGCGGCCCCAUGUGGAUCCAGAUGAAGUGGACCAUGGAAAGCGAUUGAAAUGCGCAGUGGGAGCGCUGUCGAAAGCCUGCUCAACACCACCCAGCAGUGAUGGGUUCACCUACAUGGGUGAUGCAGUGGUGGUCUACACUGACGGUUGCUGUUCAAAUAACGGGAAUCAUGGAGCACGCGCUGGAAUUGGAGUCUACUGGGGACCAGACCACCCUAUGAACGUUUGUGACCGGCUACAUGGAAGACAAAGCAACCAGAGGGCAGAAUUGAUGGCUGCCUGUAAAGCUCUGGAACAAGCGAGAGAUGAAAACAUUAAGAAGCUUGUACUCUAUACAGAUAGCAAGUUUACCAUCAAUGGCAUCACAAGUUGGGUGAAGAGCUGGAAAGCUAACGGCUGGAAGCGGGCUUCCGGUGGGGAGAUCAUCAACAAAGAUGAUUUUGAAAAACUUGAUAAAUUAAAUCAAGAGUUGAAUGUUGUAUGGCUUCACAUUCCUGGCCACGCCGGCUAUAAAGGGAAUGAAGAGGCGGACCGGUUGUCGCGAGAGGGAGCGUCAAAGCCAUUACAGUAGUCCAGAGGAAAUGGAUGUGCUUCCAUUCCCACACUGACGCGAUGCCCUGCAAUGAAGCCGUUAUCUGUCAGUCAUUAAAAUGAAAGGCAUGGCGGCAUCUAACACUCAUGCUCUUGACUGUACUUCUGAUUAUUGUACCUAUAAACUAUAAACAAGUGGGGCUUCAAGGUUUCUGCGUUUGCCAUUGCUGGCUUGUAACUGAGGGAUGCUAGGGUUAGACUUGCACUGCAGGCCUUUUCCCAUCCGAUGUUUAGUUAUUUAAUUUUUCGUAGAAUAAUUUGACUGGCCGUCAGCUCCAUUCAGUGAGUGGAUUGAAAUGCUGAUUUUGCGGUUUGGGCUGGUUUUGCUCGUCACCUGUCAUUUUCAGGAUUUAACCUUGGCCUCAUACGAAAAACAUGGUCUUUAUGCGUCCAUGGUGGGAGAAUGGAUCUGAACUGUGUCCAAGAGAGUCUGUAUUUUUAAUUAAAAUGUAUUUUUGAGAUUUAUGAAUGUUAAUCGUGGUUAAAAAGUUAAAACUUUAAAAGUGAAGCAUUUAAGAGCCCUUUUUUUGCUGUAUAGCCUUGUUUAUCUGUAAAUAAAAUUGAAUAUUCAUUAAAGGUCCAGGAAAAUGAAA
Molecule: messenger RNA, 1857 nt
Organism: Conger conger (European conger)
Lineage: Eukaryota; Metazoa; Chordata; Actinopteri; Anguilliformes; Congridae
Product: ribonuclease H1-like
Exons: 8
Coding region: 354-1244 (296 amino acids)
Biological process (GO): DNA replication, removal of RNA primer
Molecular function (GO): nucleic acid binding; magnesium ion binding; RNA-DNA hybrid ribonuclease activity
Source: RefSeq, a predicted model, not a curated record